UCUUUCUCUCUGCUGUGGGCGGCAGUCGAGAUGCCCGACACAGAGCCAGGAGAGGCUCCGGUAGCUCCUGCUGAUGGGGCGCAGCUUCCAGCCUCUCCCCGGUCCCCUCGACCAGCGGGACGAGGUUUGCCCAUGCCCGGCGGAACAGACUUGCCGCCAGGUUUACCACCCGGUGUAUUCAUUGCACCUCCUCCACCUCGUCCGAACCUAGGCUCGCUGCUCUUCAUGGCGGCAUGGUUCUUCUUUAUGAACGGGGGUAACAAUAUGCCUCAGUCUGCAUACAUCGGUGAAAAUGGACAGAUUCAGAUGCGUCAGACGGAGCUGGGACUCAUUCAGGAACAAUAUGUGGAUUACAGGAGCUUUGUGAAUGGUACAGGGAACUGGUCCGAGCCUGCUGCUCCUGAGGUCCAACCAUUCGCUCUCCUCCCACACGAGUAUAGGCAUCCCGCAACUCAUGCGUUUUACGACAACAUUACAGGCUUCUAUCGUGAUGCUCGCGUUCAUCCGAUCAACCUGCUGCAUCCUCCCUCAUCAUCUCCACCUUUCUUUCACAACGUGGUUCUCCCCGCCGUCAACACUACAGGUCAAUGGAACGAAACCCUCGUCGCAGACCUCCAAGGAGAAUGGGAUUUUCAAGCUGUCAACAAAUGGAGCAUGAAUCUCAAAGAGAGGAAUCUCUUCCUUCAAAAUCACACAGACUGGACAUGGGUCAAAGGCAGCGCAACACUCUCAGCCACUGGGGAUAAGGAGAUUGAAUAUGAUUUCUGGGGACUUCACUUUGUUCCUAAUGGAACUUACAAUCUCUUUGGUCUCCCUGAUGGCAUGCGUAUCGACAUUCGAAACAUCCCACGACUGUUCCCCGAACAUGCCAAUGUGACGAGACACAUCAUACUUGCCGAGCUGGAGAAGGAGUUGAGAAUACAAGAGCAGAAUAUGUUAUUGACGGAUGCUACGCCGGAUGAGAACACGCUCACCAAAUGCCCCCUCAUGAUUCAUUUGACCGUACCGCAAAUCCCAUUUACUACGACGCCCAACGCUGUCAAGCUGUACGAGGAUGAACUCCAUGCAUGUACAGGAAUCAGGUGGAGUCUUCCCCGACCUCCUGGAUACUGGGAAGGGCGAGGUAUGGGAGGCGUCGCCAUUGCAGAUCAAUGUGGUUGGGCAUUCGGUAUCGAGGGAGGGAAAGGGAUAAGAUUAGAUGAUUUCUGGCGAAAGUCAAUCAACUACGCUUCGUUUGCCUCUGCCUCCCAACUCAUCGUCCUGUUGCUCCUUGUCAGACAAAUGGAAGCGACGCGAACACCUUCUACCCUGACCAAAGUAUCCGUCCCGACGAUCGUCAUGAUGGGCAUUGCAGAUUCGUGGAUCUUUUCCGCACACGCAGUCAUGGGCAUUGUCUCUGACAAUCGGACGAGUAUGCCAAUGCUAGUCCCCGGGUUCUUUUGUCUCUGUACUGCGAUCGUCUUUGUCCCGCGAUACGCCGUCCUUUUACACCGCAUCCAGGCUCCAGAGAGAGCCAAUACGACGGCGGCGGGGAACGCUCAGCGGACCAAUACGGCACCUGUGACAGGCACGACGCCGACCGCUGGCGAUGCAGCUCAGCCCUCUGUUGAGACCGAGAGCGCGCCACUCAUCGAGCGUCUCCGCUCAGCGUUGAUCGAGAACAAGGGCUUGAGAUUUGCCGGCGGUAUGCUCCUUCUCUUGAUCUUCUUCAACGUGGCUUUCCUCCCCUCCAUGAUCCCGUUCCUCCUUUUUAUCAUGUACUCUUUCUGGUUGCCUCAGAUCUGGCGAAAUGCCCGACAGGGGAAUACGCAUGCGAUGGAUCAUCGCUUCGUUUUGGGUACUUCACUGGGACGUCUGGCUCUGCCUCUCUACAUCUUCGGCUGUCCUGAUAAUGUCUUCUUCGUCCAGCGUACCAACUGGGUUUGGAUCCUCGUCUUCUGGCAGUGUAUUCAGAUUAUCAUCCUGCAUGCUCAAGAGCGAUUUGAUCCAUCCUUUUUCCUCCCCAAACGUUUCGCCCCGGCAGAAUCAUACAAUUACCAUCCACUCCUCCCACCUUCGGACCCAGAAAACCCCACCAUGGACACCGAAAAGACCUGCUCAAUCUGUAUGGAGGAAGUCGACACGCGACCUGGUCCUUCUGGAGAAGUGUUACUAGGCAUGAACCCUAGACGAGCCUACGCUUUGGCCCCAUGUCAUCACUUAUUUCAUACUAAAUGUCUGUCUCAAUGGAUGGCGAUCAAAACCAUCUGUCCGUUGUGUAAACGUAGUCUGCCACCACUGUAAUCACACUUUGCAAGCUUUCAGCAUCAUGUUGUAUUGCACACCAGUUGCACACCUCCAGAUUAUAUGCAUGGAUGCAGAGGAUAGAGAUGA
Messenger RNA from Kockovaella imperatae, 2373 nucleotides. RefSeq lists its product as hypothetical. The record is from RefSeq and is a predicted model, not a curated record. Lineage: Eukaryota; Fungi; Basidiomycota; Tremellomycetes; Tremellales; Cuniculitremaceae. The transcript has 10 exons. Bases 31 to 2283 code for a protein of 750 amino acids.